UUAUUUCCAUAAGUCGUCUGCAACAAUAUAUGCAAAAUUUGACAGCGUGAAUUAUAAACAUGGCGGCAUCCACAGAGGAUUCAGUGGAUGACCGAAAAAUAUGCAAAAUAUUAAUUAUCGGAGCCGGAAUGGCUGGACUGUCAGCCGCUAAUCAUUUGUUGAAAAAUUCCGAACCUGAUUUUCUAAUUCUUGAAGCGCGUGAACGUAUAGGGGGACGUAUUGUCUCGACACAAGUUGGAAAUGAAAAAGUGGAAUUGGGUGCCAAUUGGAUCCACGGAGUCCUGGGGAAUCCAAUUUUUGAAUUGGCGAUGGCAAAUGGACUGAUUGAUAUAAUAAAUGUACCGAAACCGCAUAAAGUUGUUGCCACAAUGGAAGAUGGUAAACAAUUGCCAUUUCCAAUUUUAGAGGAAAUCUACGAGGCUUACGUGUGUUUUUUAAGGCGUUGCGAGGAGUAUUUUUUGAGUUCUUACAGUCCACCGGAGGGAAUUAAUAGCGUUGGUGCACACGUUUCACUAGAGGUCGAGCUCUAUUUAUCGUCAUUACCACCAGAGAAUCGAAGAAUUCGACAAUUAUUAUUUGAUUGUUUGCUCAAACGAGAGACAUGUAUUACUGGCUGUGAUAGUAUGGAGGAAGUUGAUCUUUUGGAAAUGGGAUCUUACGCUGAAUUACAGGGAGGUAACAUUAGUCUUCCCUGUGGUUACAGUUCAAUUUUGGCGCCUGUCGCAAAACAUAUUCCACGAGAUCGCAUUCUCUCUCGACAUCACGUCACAAAAAUCAGAUGGCGAACGAAGGAUCCUGGCGAGAACGAGAAAAAUACCCUAAUUCAAGUCGAAUGUGAGAAUGGAAAAAAAAUCGAAGCCGAACAAUUAAUAUGCACAUUACCAUUAGGUGUUCUCAAGGAGAAAGCUCAAGAAAUAUUCGAUCCACCAUUGCCAAUUUAUAAACUACAAGCAAUUGAUCGUCUCAUGUUUGGUACUGUCGAUAAAAUAUUUCUCGAAUACGAAAGACCAUUUUUAAAUCCAGGAAUUUCGGAAGUUAUGCUCCUUUGGGACGAUAGAAAAUUAACCGACGAGGAAAAGCAAGAUUUAAGUAAAACGUGGUACAGGAAAAUUUAUUCAUUUACAAAAAUAUCGGAUACACUUCUUCUCGGUUGGAUAUCGGGUAAAGCCGCUGAAUAUAUGGAGAAAUUGAGCACAACAGAAGUAUCGGAUGUUUGUACAACGAUAUUGAGACGAUUUUUAAAUGAUCCCUAUAUUCCCGUUCCGAAAGGUUGUUUAAGAACAAGUUGGCAUUCACAGCCAUUUACAAGGGGUUCCUACACGUCAAUGGCAAUUGGCGCGAGUCAAAUUGAUAUUGAGAGUCUCGCUCGACCUCUCAUUGAACCAAAUGAGACAAAAGUGAAAAUUGCAUUUGCCGGUGAACAUACGCAUUCGUCAUUUUACAGCACUGUUCAUGGUGCUUAUCUCACGGGAAGAACUGCUGCCCAAUUAUGCCUUGAAACUAGAAAAAAAAAUGAUAAACAACAACAGCUCAGCAUUAAUUGCGAAGAAACCAGUGAUCUUAGCUCCUGGAUACAAGGAAUUUCUUUGCACUAAUAUAUACUUGAGAGCUUCUUAAUUAUUUUUAAACAGCAUUUAAAGAAACGUAAAACGAAUUUCGUAAGGUGUUUUUCAGAAUCAGGAAUUUAAAAAAAAAUUCGCUAAACUUUAAUUAUUUGCGAUUUCAAUCUAUUCGCGACCAGAGAAUAAAGAAAAAGUACUUUUAAUUAUUUUUUAAUCACAGAACAAAAUAGAAACAUUUUAAUUCAUUACGAAUCUAAUUAAAUUUAAAUUUAAUUUAAUUUAAUUUUUUAUCUAUAUUAAAUUUUAAUUCAAAUUCACUCUUAAAUUUUGAAAGUCGUUUUACGUUUAAAUUCAAGUUCUUCUGUGACGAAUUUUGCCAAAAAUUACUUAUAAUUAUUGACAUGAGUUUUAAACUUUUACGUUAUUUGAAAAUACUUCGUUUGUUUUAUUUAAAAGGAUAUUUUCCUUUUUUUCUACUGAAGGUAAAAAAUACUUUUUUUCUAAAUUUAAUUUAAAUAAACAAUUGUACAGAAUAAACUAAUUUUCCUUCUCUUAACUUUUGGCAAAGUUUCGCAACAGAUUAAAAUCAUUUCAUAUUUUCUUUUUGUUCCUUACCUUGUUUUUUUAAAACAAAAAGCUAAAAAAUUUUUGUACACAUUUUUCACCAACUUGCUGUGUUCUCUAAAUAACGCAACGAGUUGAUAAUUUGUAAAUAAUAAUAUAGGUGAUAAUAAUUUUUCCGUGCAUUGUACAUAUAAACAAACAAAUUUGCCUAUUUCUAAGUUUAAUGUGCAUUUUUUUAAAUAUAGAAUAGAUAAUUUAUUCUUAAUGAAAUAAUGCUAAAAUACUAAAUAUCGUCGCAAUAAAAUGCAAAGAAAAAAAAAGAUGUGAUAUAUACAAAAUGUCAGAAGAAAUAGUUAAUUCUUUUUUCUGGCAUCACUUCGAUAAUUUGGACAAUUAUUUGUAAUUGUUUUUAUUUGCAAAGAUUUUCUAGUCGAUUGAAUAAUUUAUCAUUAAGUCUCGAAUUUUCAUCAUGUUAAGUUUUCUCGUAAAUUAAAAAAGUGAAGAAAGCUUUAAAAGAAAUUGUAAAAAAAAGAAUAGAAAAAUCCGCAGAAAAUGAUCAUGUCUUAAAAUUGUAA
Molecule: messenger RNA, 2701 nt
Organism: Leptopilina heterotoma
Lineage: Eukaryota; Metazoa; Arthropoda; Insecta; Hymenoptera; Figitidae
Product: peroxisomal N(1)-acetyl-spermine/spermidine oxidase
Exons: 3
Coding region: 60-1595 (511 amino acids)
Molecular function (GO): polyamine oxidase activity
Source: RefSeq, a predicted model, not a curated record